This is a messenger RNA of Tupaia belangeri chinensis (Chinese tree shrew), 1674 nucleotides long. RefSeq names its product phosphoglycerate kinase 2. The transcript has a single exon. Lineage: Eukaryota; Metazoa; Chordata; Mammalia; Scandentia; Tupaiidae. Gene Ontology annotation, biological process: gluconeogenesis; glycolytic process. Gene Ontology annotation, cellular component: cytosol; sperm fibrous sheath; extracellular exosome. The record is from RefSeq and is a predicted model, not a curated record. Gene Ontology annotation, molecular function: phosphoglycerate kinase activity; ADP binding; ATP binding. The coding region runs from base 118 to 1371 and encodes 417 amino acids.
GGGGCGGGGCAAAGGGAAGAACGUUAGAAAUCAGCACCAAACGUGCCUCCCAGAAGCGGUGAAGUGGUUCUUCAACAUCAGGAACCAGGUGUCAACCUACGUCUUUAAGUUGUCAAGAUGUCUCUUUCUAAGAAAUUGACUUUGGACAAGCUGGAUGUUAAAGGGAAACGAGUCAUCAUGAGAGUAGAUUUUAACGUUCCCAUGAAGAAGAACCAGAUUACAAACAACCAGAGAAUCAAGGCUGCCAUCCCAAGCAUCAAGUACUGCCUAGAUAACGAAGCCAAAUCGGUAGUUCUUAUGAGUCACCUAGGCCGCCCGGAUGGUGUUCCCAUGCCUGACAAAUAUUCCUUAGAACCUGUUGCUGCUGAGCUCAAGUCCUUGCUGGGGCGGGAUGUUUUGUUCUUGAAGGAUUGUGUAGGCUCAGAAGUAGAGAAGGCCUGUGCCAACCCAGCUACUGGCUCAGUCAUCCUGCUGGAGAACUUGCGCUUUCAUGUGGAGGAAGAAGGGAAGGGCCAGGAUCCUUCCGGAAAGAAACUUAAAGCAGAGCCAGAUAAAAUAGUAGCCUUCCGAGCAUCACUCUCCAAGCUAGGAGAUGUAUAUGUCAAUGAUGCCUUUGGUACUGCACACCGAGCUCACAGUUCCAUGGUGGGAGUAAAUCUGCCCCAGAAAGCAUCAGGAUUCCUGAUGAAAAAGGAGCUGGAUUACUUUGCCAGAGCCUUGGAAAACCCUGAGAGACCUUUUCUGGCUAUACUUGGUGGGGCCAAAGUGGCAGACAAGAUACAACUCAUCAAAAAUAUGCUGGACAAGGUCAAUGAGAUGAUUAUCGGCGGUGGAAUGGCUUACACAUUCCUUAAGGUACUGAACAACAUGGAAAUCGGUGCUUCCCUUUUUGAUGAAGAGGGAGCCAAGAUUGUCAAUGAUAUCAUGGCCAAAGCAAAUAAGAAUGGUGUAAAGAUUACCUUCCCUGUUGACUUUGUCACUGCUGACAAGUUUGAUGAGAAUGCUAAAGUUGGACAAGCUACUGUAGCAUCUGGUGUACCUCCUGGCUGGAUGGCUUUGGACUGUGGUCCUGAGACCAACAAGAAGUUUGCUCAAGUUGUGGCCCAAGCAAAGCUAAUUGUUUGGAAUGGACCUGUAGGGGUAUUUGAAUGGGAAGCCUUUGCUAAGGGAACCAAAGCUCUCAUGGAUGAAGUUGUGAAAGCCACUUCCAGAGGCUGCAUCACCAUUAUAGGUGGUGGAGACACUGCUACUUGCUGUGCCAAAUGGAACACUGAAGAUAAAGUCAGCCAUGUGAGUACUGGAGGUGGUGCCAGUCUAGAGCUUCUGGAAGGCAAAAUCCUUCCUGGAGUGGAUGCCCUCAGCAACUUAUAGCUGAAAAAGUACUCUGUCCUUCUGCUUCCUGCCCACAGCCUUUAAGUCAGCUUAGUGCAUUUACAUCUGGACUUAUGUUAAAACCUAACCUUUUAUCAAAAUCUAGUUAUGACUAUGUGGCAAGUCAUCAGGAACUCAACUCAACAUCAGCAAAGGAAUUAACCUCAUUUUAGUACUAUCACACAUUUGCCUAUUCUCUUCAACAUCUCAUUUGAACUUCACCAUUGUGCUUCACAGGGAGGUUUUAUUAUUAAGUUACCUAUUAAAGAAAGUAAGUCAAAUAAGCUGUAUGUCUCUCUUUUA